CCUAGGGAGUUCCCAUAGAGGCUGCCGAGCGCGGGUCCGCCGAGGGAGCGGAGUGGCGGUUUCCGUCGUCAGCUUCUCCCAGCAGGUUUUUCAGCCUCGACGGCUGUUUUCUGCUCCUGAACAAAUCCUCCCCAGUUGAGCGGCUUCACCAACGUGAAUUUAUUCUUCCAGUUCCGUAGCAGCCUAGAAACCCAGCACGGGCCUCCCCGGGCUGGAAUCCAGGAGCUAUAUUGAAGACAAUGUCUGGAAGCUUCUACUUUGUAAUUGUUGGCCACCAUGAUAAUCCAGUUUUUGAAAUGGAGUUUUUGCCAGCUGGAAAAGCAGAAUCCAAAGAUGAUCAUCGUCACCUGAACCAGUUCAUAGCUCAUGCUGCUCUCGACCUCGUGGACGAGAACAUGUGGCUGUCGAACAACAUGUACUUGAAAACCGUGGACAAGUUCAACGAGUGGUUUGUUUCAGCGUUUGUCACUGCAGGUCAUAUGAGAUUCAUUAUGCUUCAUGACAUAAGGCAAGAAGAUGGAAUAAAGAACUUCUUUACCGAUGUCUACGAUUUAUACAUAAAGUUCGCGAUGAAUCCGUUUUAUGAACCCAAUUCUCCUAUUCGAUCGAGCGCAUUUGACAGAAAAGUUCAGUUUCUUGGGAAGAAACACCUUUUAAGUUGAAUGCAGAACAAUUUGGAAAUAAACAACGUCACUACAAUGGGGUAUUCUCAGGAAUGUGUACAUUGUAAGUAACUUGAGUAAAUAGCCUGGAAAAGUUUUACCUGUGGUCUGAAUUUAUCUAAACCUAAUGAAAAUCCUUAUAUAUUUCAAAACAGUACAUUCAGUUUCUUAACGAUUGUCAAUCGAUCGAUAUCUGCUUGUGAACAGUGUUAUUUAUAAACUCUUUAUAACCUUGAAAAUACCUUUAUUCUAAAAAUUAAGAAUGAGCUUUUGACUUGACUCAUUCAGAUAGCUCGAUCUUGAUGUCGCGAUCCAGAACCAAAUGUCAUUGUCAGGAUUUGGUAGACAGAUUUAAAGCUAAGCUUCUGCAGUAGGGAAUGAAGCUGACGGCACGCACACGGGCCUCGAUACGUGUAGAGAUGUUGUUACGAAACCACACAGGCGGCAUAUGUAGCGCUGCCCAGGAAGCUGGAGCGGUUUUCACGGUGCCAGAUGCCACACGCCUGCCUCGGUCAACGACCGGGGAUAGUGAUUGUGCUAUACAUCUAGAAUCCUGGGUCCGGGUCUGUAAAAUGGGAGGCCGGGACCAAAGUAACAGGUUAUGUUCUCAUACUGCCUUUCCCUCAGACAGUAAACUAAAGAUUAAGCGAACUGGUGGAUAGUUCGACUAGUAACAAAUUGUAUCUGUCAAAUUGUUAACAAAGAAACGUUUAUAUUGCGUUAGCGUUGGCAUUCUUUGCUUUUUAGGCUGUACGCCGAGGGGGAGGGGAGAGCUCUGCUGUGAUAAGUGGGAUCUUACUGUAAACUGGUAAAUGUCCACUUAAAUACAAGUACCGUGACCACAUCUGUUCCGUGCAGAUGGCGAGCACUGGCAGAAUUGUGUUCCAUCCCGAGUAACUCGGGCAAGUACUUCUGUUUGGUCUCAUACCCUUGUGUGAAGCUGGUGCCGUAAUUGCUUGCCGCAUCUGUCUCUUUGGUUUCUUCAAUAAAGGUGUUUGUCCGAGA
Neofelis nebulosa (Clouded leopard) is the source of this 1667-nucleotide messenger RNA. RefSeq names its product trafficking protein particle complex subunit 2 (gene TRAPPC2). The transcript is spliced from 6 exons. NCBI's taxonomy places the organism in Eukaryota, Metazoa, Chordata, Mammalia, Carnivora, Felidae. Bases 240 to 662 code for a protein of 140 amino acids. Gene Ontology annotation, cellular component: nucleus; cytoplasm; TRAPP complex. The record is from RefSeq and is a predicted model, not a curated record. Gene Ontology annotation, biological process: endoplasmic reticulum to Golgi vesicle-mediated transport.